UCUCCGCAGUCUCCGGAAAUCAGGCCGGCCUGUCCGCGCCCAGGGCUCUUUCGGUUUCCGUCACCAGCCGGUGCACUCAUUCUCUCCGACGGCGACGCAGGGACCGGAGCGAUACGGAACUCCUCCUCCCGACGCAGCAGCACCCGGAACCUCACCGGGACGCCUGACGGCUGUCACGUGCCCCGAGUUGGCCGGCUUCCGUCUCCUCAUUUCCGGGUGGCCCCCCCCCCCCUCCCGCCACUUCGGUCCUGCCGGGCGCUGGCGGCGGAGGGUUCUUCCUUCCGGCUUCGGACGGUCGCCGGGCUGCCCCUUCCCGGGGCCCAGCGGGAGGGACAUGAGCGUCCCGGGGUCACCGCCCCCAGAUGGCGAGCCGACGCUGGGGGUGAGCGACGCUUCUCCCGAUGAAGGGUUAAUCGAGGACUUGCUGGUGGAAGACAGAGCUGUGGAGCAGCUGGCGGAGGGUCUGCUUUCUCACUACCUGCCGGACCUGCAGAGAUCAAAACAAGCCCUUCAGGAGCUCACACAGAACCAGGUUGUAUUAUUAGAUACUUUGGAACAAGAGAUUUCAAAAUUUAAAGAAUGUCAUUCUAUGUUGGAUAUUAAUGCUUUGUUCAUGGAGGCCAAGCACUACCAUGCCAAGCUGGUGAGCAUAAGGAGGGACAUGCUGCUGCUGCACGAGAAGACGUCCAAGCUGAAGAAGAGAGCGCUUAAACUGCAGCAGAAGAGGCAAAAAGAAGAGUUGGAAAAGGAGCAGCAGCGGGAGAAGGAGUUCGAGAGAGAGAAGCAGCUGACGGCCAGGCCGGCCAAAAGGACAUGAGGAGCUGCAUGCUCUCUGCCCUGCUGGCCUGGGUGGGUGCGGACGGUGUCUUAGUCUUGAGUUUAAUUGGGAUCCUCUUCAUUUCAGCCAUUCAGGAAGCCUUUCCUCUGAGCAGCAGAUACAGUGUCACUUGGUUUGGAUAUUUAUAUGUGAUUUUUCAACAUUGCUUUACCAUAAAAUUAAUCAUUUUGGCCUUGAGUUGUUUGUGAACCGGAAAACUCUGAUUAUCACAUGUGUGGGCUGAGCUCUCAAAGUCAGUAUGAAUUCUGGACGUGUUGAGUGUAACGCAGACAUUGCGGUUUCUUACCGUAUAAACGGACCACCUUUCUGGCAGCGCAGCGCUGGUGUUUGGCAGCCGCCUGUGGCUUGGUUAGGAAGCCGAGUGCCCUCGGAGCAGAGGCCUCAUGGAGAAUAACCGUGCCUCAGACGCAGGGGAGCAGGACGCUGAGUCCCCUGCCCGUUCCUGUGUCGCUGCUUACCUCGAGCUCGCCCUGAAGUGGGUCCUGAAGCGGGGCAGGAGCGGAGGAGGUCUCCUCACAUAUGGCUUCUAACGCAGUGUGAAGUGGAACAGUUACCUCCUCUAGAGACAGCUCUGGGCCUGUGGGAAGCUGGUCAGUAGCUUCCGGACAGGCAGCCUGAUGCCUUUCGUGUUUCUGGGUUUUUCCUGAUGUUCUGCGCAGGAACUCAGUAUGUGAGGGAAAGAUGAAGUUUCAUUGUUUUAAAUCACGAGUGUGUUGUGCCCUCUUAUUUAGGGUUAUUAUUAUUCAGCUCUCUUAUUUAGGAUUAUUAUUAUUCAGCUGGUCUUCAGUCUGUUAGGCAGGACUGCAAAGGUUUGUCAUUAGAAUCUGCCUUUUGUAAUCCACAUCAUGUCUUUGGUAUGCUGGAAUCCCUACCUCUGAUUACAUGGCAGGCUAGUGAUAGAGGAAGCGUUAGAGUUGGAGCGGUAAGGCCGGGCUCUGUAGGGGUUUAAAUAAUUGGUUUGAAAGAGUCAUUUCCUUCUUUAGCGAAUGCCUUAUGGCCUUACAAUUCCCUUAACUUAGACCUUAUAUCGAAGAAUAUCAAUAGCUCUUAUUUGAAAGGCUGCUGCCUCCCAGCCCUUGCUGAGCCGGCCGGGGCAGGGUUCAUAGGGCCUGCAGGACACUGUCCCUGGAACCGCUGAGCUUCUGCACCAGGUGUGUGGGCCUUGCAGGUGCUGCUUCCCACACACCACUCUCCACCUGUUGAAAUGCAUUUGUGUGUUUGUUACCUUUUGUGUUUUCGCGUUUCCCCAGUGGUUUUGAUGCACUUCAAAGAUGAGAUCUGUGUCUCAGCCUAGCGGUCAGGGCCUCAGCCUCCCACGCUAGGCUUCGAAUCAGUUUCACCUGGGCACUUGAGCAGAGGCACAGGUGCUCCACAGGGUGACACCGUGGUUUUGAUGUGGAGCCGUGUGUCUGAUAACCAGGGCCGCUGGUGUAGACCAUCUCGUGCUUUAGAUAUGUAAGCAAUGGAAUAGGUCAGCAUAGGGUUAAUCUUAUGGAGUAAGUCCUGUUAUAUAUACAGUUAGAUUUAAGAUCGAGCCCCAGCAGGCAGAAAUAGAUGCAGACUUCUGGUUAAUUAAUUAAACUUUUGUGACUUGUAUUAAAAUAAAUCAUGUUUGGGCCGGGGAUUUAGCUCAGUGGUUCUGGUGCCUGCCUCGCAAGCGCAAGGUGCAGAGUUCAAUCCCCGGUACCACACACGCACACACACACAAAUAGUGUUUAUUGGAUGAAUGGUAAGGAGCACAUACUUUCAUAAUUAUAUUCAAGUUUUGAAGACUUUUUAAAAUGCCACAACAAAUAUAUAUAUAAGCAUAUAUACUAUUUUAAGACCAAUAGUAAGUCAGAAGUGACAUUAUCUUGAUGAUUAAAAUUGAAAACCUGAGGUGUAUUUCAGUAACUGAUACAUAUCUUCCUAACUAAAAAUUGAACCCUUAUGAUUAGUCUUGCUGUAUUUUUCACAAAGUAGGCAAUUGGUUAAAAAAAGGUCGUCUUUUGAAACUAUAUCAAACAUGUACUGAACUAUAAAAUAAUGGUAGUUUGUUUUGUGUUUACUUUGCAGAGAGCACCUUGUAAAUAUGCAGACCCCGAAUGUAAUAUAGAUUGUGUCCGCAGUGAGUUUUUGGGUGGGUAUAGUUUAUACCAAUUACACACUCCAUAUGUUUGUCUGAUUUCAAACUUGUAAAGUGAGGACUACUUUUUACACAUUUAAUAAAGAAAUCUCUGAA
Messenger RNA from Heterocephalus glaber (naked mole-rat), 3059 nucleotides. Lineage: Eukaryota; Metazoa; Chordata; Mammalia; Rodentia; Bathyergidae. The record is from RefSeq and is a predicted model, not a curated record.